AUGGCCCAUCAACCCGAUGGGGACCCAUUGGUCUCAUCCCUCUGGACCAGGUCUUUACUUUCCGGUGCCGUCGCAGGUCUCACGGUCGAUUGCUCCCUGUACCCUCUUGACACGAUCAAAACCCGACUCCAAAAAGCACGCGACCACUCCGCACCGCAGGCAUCACGACUCUCGCUGCGCCAAACCGUACGUGGCAUCUACGCCGGCCUCCCCUCUGUCCUCUUCGGUUCUGCUCCCUCAGCCGCCUCCUUCUUCAUUGUCUACGACGGCGUCAAGCGCUCGCUCCUCCCUCCCCCUUCAUCAUCCGGCCCGACCGCGUCCGACCCGCCAUCCCGAGCCCAUGUCAUCUUCACGCACUCGAUUGCCUCGUCGCUCGGCGAGAUCGCCGCAUGCGCCGUGCGUGUGCCCACCGAGGUGAUCAAGCAGCGCGCCCAAGCAGGUCUCUUCGGCGGCUCGAGUCUGCUUGCGCUAAAGGAUAUCCUGUCUCUGCGCCAUGCCGCGCCCCCACCCACACCCCCAGCAUCUUCUCCGUCAGCUCCUCCCGGAUCUUCUGCAGCAGCUUCCAGACCCCAGGCUACCCCCACGCCUGCGGUGAAGCGCGGCUAUGGUCAGGUUCUUCGAGAACUGUACCGCGGCGCCGGCAUCACCAUCGCCCGUGAGAUCCCUUUCACCGUACUCCAGUUCACCAUGUGGGAGUCCAUGAAGGAGACCUAUGCGCAGCGGUACCUGCACCGCCCCGGAUCAGGCUCUGCUGCCACGGCCGAAUCGCAGAUCCCGGCGUCGACGAGCGCUAUGUUUGGGAGUGUGGCCGGUGCCAUUGCCGCGGGCCUGACUACCCCGUUGGACGUGAUUAAGACGCGCGUUAUGCUGGCGCGUCGGGGCGAUGGUGGUGCUGCGGCUCCGGUGCGGGUGAAGGAGGUGGUGCGUGGCAUUGCGCAGGAAGGUUUCGGCGCUUUCUGGCGUGGUAUUGGCCCUCGUGUUGCUUGGAUUGGGAUUGGUGGUGCUGUCUUCUUGGGCAGCUAUCAGUGGGCAUGGAAUACCCUCGAAGGUAAGAAGGAGAAAAAAGAAGAAGUAGCAGUGUAG
Penicillium alfredii is the source of this 1083-nucleotide messenger RNA. Its product is annotated as putative mitochondrial carrier protein (Pet8). Gene Ontology annotation, molecular function: S-adenosyl-L-methionine transmembrane transporter activity. Lineage: Eukaryota; Fungi; Ascomycota; Eurotiomycetes; Eurotiales; Aspergillaceae. The transcript is spliced from 2 exons. Gene Ontology annotation, cellular component: mitochondrial inner membrane. The record is from RefSeq and is a predicted model, not a curated record. Bases 1 to 1083 code for a protein of 360 amino acids.